AUGUCGAGAGUGUCUGGCAGGGAUCUUAUCUAUGGAGACGAGAAGGUGUAUCUGAACGGUGUCAACAUCGCCUGGAACAACUACGGCAACGACUUUGGCAACGGCGUCUACGACGGUACUCUGGAGACCUGGGUGCAGGAGAUUGGCAGCGCCGGUGGCAACUCCAUCCGUAUAUGGGUGCAUGUGGAGGGUGACAACACCCCGAACUAUGACGACAACGGCUUCGUCACCGCCUGCGACAGGACUGGUGACUUCGAGAACAAUGUUCUCUCGCUGCUGGACGCUGCACUGGAGAACAACGUGCUGGUGGACUUUUGCAUGUGGAACGGCGCCAUCCUCAGGAACCAGAAAACCAUCGAUAUGAUAUAUGACGACGCCAAGCUUGACUCAUACAUAGAGAACUGCCUCACUCCUCUGAUGGAGAAGAUCAAGGGGCACCCCGCUCUCGGGUCAUACGAGGCCAUGAACGAGCCGGAGGGAUUAUUGAAGAUGGGUGGCAUUGGCAGGAGUUUGCUCGUUCAGAGCGGUAUCAUGUCGACCAGAUAUUAGUGGUAUUAAGUCUUAUCCAGGAGACGAAGAAAGACAGUGUCUUCUUGAGAUGUAACAGACUUACUACACAAGACCACAUUGGCUAGCUUGCUAUAUAGGCUGAAGACCCACGUUGUAUCUAAAAAAAUAAAAAUAAAUCCA
Messenger RNA from Procambarus clarkii (red swamp crayfish), 690 nucleotides. The record is from RefSeq and is a predicted model, not a curated record. Lineage: Eukaryota; Metazoa; Arthropoda; Malacostraca; Decapoda; Cambaridae.